UAUCCACGGAGCUAUGAGGAAUUUAAUUAUCAGAAAUCUGUCGGACAUAAUUUGAAUAAUAUGCAUUCAGAUGCUGCUUUCAUCUGUUUAUGGAUUCUUAUCACAAAUGGUGUGUUUGAUGUUAAAACAGAUGAAGUGAAGUCCAGUGUCCAAGUACCAGUGACUGAAGGAGAUUCUGUCUCUCUAAACACUGAUGUUAAAAUACAGAGAGAUGAUAUGAUACGGUGGACGUUUGGACCUCAAAACACUCGAAUAGCUGAAAUCAUUAAAAGAGACCAAAUAAACUUUAUAUUUGUCAGUAAUGAUGAGAUAUUCAGAGACAAACUCCAGAUGGACAAUCAAACUGGAUCUCUGACCAUCAGAAACAUCAGAUCUGAACACUCUGGACUUUAUGAGCUGACUGUCAUCAGUGGAAAAACCUCACUGAAGAGCUUCAGUGUUACUGUGUACGCUUCUCUUCCCAUUCCUGUCAUCACCAGAGACACUUCAAACUGUUCUUCGUCAUCAUCACCAUCAUCAUCAUCAUCUAAACGUUCAUCAGUGUCCAGGUGUUCACUGUUGUGUUCAGUUGUGAAUGUGAGUGCUGUGACUCUCUCCUGGUACAAAGGAAACAGUUUAUUGUCCAGCAUCAGUGUGUCUGAUCUCAGCAUCAGUCUCUCUCUACCUCUGGAGGUGGAAUAUCAGGAGAACAACACCUACAGCUGUGUGAUCAACAAUCCCAUCACAAACCAGACUCAACACAACAUCAACAUCACUCAACUCUGUCAGCCAUGUGAAGACCUUCUGAAAAACUGA
Molecule: messenger RNA, 795 nt
Organism: Carassius auratus (goldfish)
Lineage: Eukaryota; Metazoa; Chordata; Actinopteri; Cypriniformes; Cyprinidae
Product: natural killer cell receptor 2B4-like
Exons: 4
Coding region: 61-795 (244 amino acids)
Source: RefSeq, a predicted model, not a curated record